Haplochromis burtoni (Burton's mouthbrooder) is the source of this 4072-nucleotide messenger RNA. RefSeq names its product MAM domain-containing glycosylphosphatidylinositol anchor protein 2. Lineage: Eukaryota; Metazoa; Chordata; Actinopteri; Cichliformes; Cichlidae. Gene Ontology annotation, molecular function: protein binding. Gene Ontology annotation, cellular component: plasma membrane. Gene Ontology annotation, biological process: homophilic cell-cell adhesion. The record is from RefSeq and is a predicted model, not a curated record.
GCCGCCCACAGGCUCUGCGUGUCUCGUGAGGAGUGCUGUCCUUUCUCUCCCCCCCACAGGUGUAAAACAGAAGCUGCUCGUGACGCUUUGCGCGGCAGAUUCCUGCUCGUGUCCAUCCCGCUGCAGUUUGUCAGGAAGGCAGCAUAAGUCAGCGCCUUUACUCUUAACAAUAAUCCGCCUAACACGACGACUGUCGCUAUCGGAACAAUAUUACACCUACUUUAAAAAGGUUUCUUUACUUUAUGAAACAUACAUUUCAGUGUUAUGUGUCUCACUUAUUUUAUGAUUGUGUGACACGGGGAGAGGGGACAGGUAAUCUGUGAACACUGACAAGAGCAGAAACCAGGUGAGUCCUGAUCCUGAUGAGAGUGAAUCACAACCAGACUUUGUCUAACUUUGCAGGUGGAGGUUUUGGCAAGAGAGGGGUAAUUGGUCCGGGUGAAGCAGCGUGGUGUCCAGGUGAGGUGAUCCGAGAGUGACGGGAGGGCAGGCAGGUGAGCGGAUCCAGGAUGACUGAGGGUGUAGAACACAGGGGUAACACUGCUGUGAGCAAACAUCUAUGACGGUCAGCACUAACUGUGGUUACUUGAAGACCCGGUGGAGAGUUUCCAGGUGGAAACCGUUAGUCGGAGGUAAAACCCCGGAAUCACCUGGACCAUGACACCCUGCACCAGUAAUUCCCAUUUAACAGCUGAUUAGGGAGAAAUGUAUUACUUAAUAAUAAUAAUUAUUAUUAUUUUAUAAUAAGCGCGAUAUUUUAGCACAGUGAAAUCCAGAGACUGUAGAUUUCGCUGCUGAAUCAGCCAUAAACACGGCGGAUGAGCUGGCAGGUGACUUUUAUUUUGAUAUACAAAUACCGGAAGUCCUUCCGUUCUCCGUUCCCGCAACUUUACUGCUCGGUUGGCUGAGUGACGUCUCUCACCGACCGGUGAAAUACACCGACAAAUCGACCGGACUGACCGCUUAUCCGUCUUUGCUGGAACUGUCCCUCUCCUCUCCCCGGCCUGAAGGGCCGAGCCGCUGACACGGAGCAGUAGCGCUUCUCCGCAGGAUGAUGGAUGUAUCUCCGGUACUGACCGACGGACGCGCAUCCCGGUGGACUCGGCGGACGGUCAGCGCACACUUUUGACCAGCUCAAAGAAGACUGACGCACCGGCUGUUUGCUCCUUCAGUUUUGAUCCUUUCCCCCGGAAUGUCAUCAUCAAGGAGCGAGUGAAGCAUCUGCUCUCGCCGGGUGCCGCUGGACGUCCUUCUCCUCAAGGGUUUCUGGCGCUUUUAGCAAACGUUAGCACCGGUAUGAGCGGAACCGCAUCUGCCCGUCAUAUCUAACCGGGGUCGGAGGCUGCUAGCAGGGAAAUAUUUGGAUCUGUGGAUGAGAUUGUGUACGGAGCGGAGGAGGACGGAGGAAGAGCAGCGGCAGCAGCGGAGAACCGAACAUCCACCCUCAUCCCCGGAGGGGGGCAGAAGCAGCGACGAGGCCACAGGACGAUGUGAAGAUGGGGGUAGUUUUCGGUCUCCUGUGGCUGUUUACCGGCUUCCUGCAGGGCGUGCACGGCCAGGGCGUGUACGCGCCCCCUACAGUGCGAAUCGUGCACUCUGGUCAGGCCUGUAAUGUGGAGGAGGAGCGCUACAGUGAGAGGGUGUACACUAUCAAAGAGGGAGAGACUCUAGAGCUGCAGUGUUUGGUGACUGGACACCCCCGACCACAGACCUGGAUGACCCAGUGAUAACGAUACAUCAGAGUGUGGGUGAAGCAAAGGAGCAGUUCUACUUUGAGCGGACAGUCUUCCUGCGCUGCGUAGCAAACUCCAACCCUCCUGUCCACUACACCUGGAGGAGAGGCAGGGAGGUGCUGUCGCAGGGCUCAGACUCUGGGGUGGAGAUCUACGAGCCGUUCUUCACACAGGUCUCCGUAAAGGUCGCUUUUGGAUCACACCUGACCCUUACCACAAUGAUGACAAUAUCCAGAUUGGACGGGAGGUGAAGAUCAGCUGCCAGGUAGAGGCCACGCCCCCAGAGGAACUGCAGUUCAGCUGGCUGAAGAACGGGCGGCCUCUGAGGAGUUCAGAGCGGAUGGUCAUCACCCACACUGACACAGACGUCUCGCCGGGAACCACCAACCUCGACAUCAUCGACCUCAAGUUCACCGACUUUGGCACCUACACCUGUGUGGCAUCACUAAGGAACGGAGGAACCCCAGAGAUUAGCAUUGAUGUCAACAUUUCAUCCACCACAGUUCCUCCAGAGCUCACCGUCCCCAGGGGGCGCUCUCACCUCAUCGCUCAGGAAGGCGACACUGUAGACCUGCAGUGCCUGGUCUCUGGAAAACCCAAACCCAUCAUCCUGUGGUCUCGGGUGGAGGAGAGCGGGGUGGCGGCGGCGGCAACGGCACUGAUGCCAGACGGCUCCGUUCAGACGGAGAGCUACGACGGCAUCCUGAGGAUCAGCAACGUGACCAGAGAGAUGAGCGGGACGUACCGCUGCCAGACGAGCCAGUACAACGGCUUCAACGUCAAGCCCAGAGAGGCCUUGAUACAGUUGGUGGUGCAGUAUGGGUCAGUCUCGCUGGUGGGAGCAGGAGAUUCCCAUGGAGGGAACCAUCCAGAAGGGGGAGCUCUUGACCUACAACUUAACUGAACUCAUCAAACCUGAAUCCUACCUGGUCCGCCUGACACCCAUCACCCGCUACGGGGAAGGAGACUCCACUGAGCGCAUCAUCACAUACAGCGCUCCUGUUAACCCACAUCUCAGUUUCUACAUGUACAUAGAGACAUCAAGACCAAGGCUGGAGGACGACACAGCCAGACUGUUGUCCCCGACAUUCAACUCCAAAAGCUCCUCUGUCAGCAACAACCCCACCUACUGCUUUGCGUUUUAUUAUCACAUGUAUGGGAAACAUAUAGGAGCACUGAACGUUUUCCUGCGUCAGAAAGGUCAAGCGGUCACAGAUACCCUGGUCUGGAGUCUCACCGGUAACCAAGGAGACCGCUGGCGUCAAGCCAAGGUCAAGAUCCACCCAACUACAGCCUUUCAGAUGGUGAUCGAGGGCGUGCGAGGCUCUGGUAUUGAGGGAGAUAUUGCCAUCGAUGAUGUCGCUAUUGAGGAGGGAGAAUGUAAAGACCCCCCUCCCAACAAUCUAAGGUCGCUCGCCCCACCCUCAUCGCCACAUAUAUGGCAGCACUGCAUCACUCUGAUUCUGGCUCUGAUUGGCCAGCAGAGGUGACCCCUCCUCUCUGUCGGACAUUGCGACCUUUGACUCUUUGCCCACCUAUUCCUGCUCCAUCAUUCCCAACAUUUAACCCCACUCCAUCCCUCUGCUACCAAAGAUACAGUCAGAGACGAGAUAGCUAAAGCAGGAGGCCAUACGAUGGUUUGGUGACAUGAGAGUUGAGUUUGAAGGUGCCAGAUUAAUUUUAUUAGGCUCGUCUUCUCUCUCGAGUCACAGCGAUCUGUUUCUGACAGAGCAGCUUCAGUCCAAGACGUGUUUGCAGUAGCUGAGCUUAGAGACUGGAAGCAGGGGGAAACUGCUGCGCAACAAGCUCUGACGUUGAAGAACCUUCAAGCCACAGCAGUAUUGUCUGAUUAGUGACCAUAUUUCUCGACGUGUUCCAGGAAAAGCAUUCAUUUAGUAAAUAAGACAGCUUUAUUUAGAAUUAAAUUAAUAAGAUCGGCUGUUUAUCUCUCUGAUGGAUGCUGGACUUUGUUUGGUUUGACAUCGAUGAGAUAAACAGUUGAUUUUUCUUACGUGUCUUCCGUGCACACGCAGUAGGGAGGUGACAGUUACCUGUUUGGCAUUUUAACCCCCAAAGACAUUCCUCAGGUGUAGCUUUGUUCAAGUUACAGCUUUAUUUCAAAGCAGCAAUUUCUUUGAAUAUGUUUUUUUGAUGCAGUACCACCUGUGGCUGCUGAUGAGCAAAAGGACUUAGCUUAAACGUCUUUUAUCAGAUCAUUUCAAAGCAGAACCAGAAGUUUAAGUAUGAAUUUUCUUCUUCUCUCCUUAUUGGUAAAAUGGUAAAUGGUCUGUAUUUAUAUAGCGCUUUACUCGUCCCUAAGGACUAGAAAACACUUUACA